GUCCGACCUCUCCUCACACGCGUCUCUCCAUCCUCACUUUGAGAGCUGCCCAUCAUGGCGCAGACUAUGCGAGGGUUGAACCUUUUCAUCGCCAACAUCCGCGCUGCCCGGGUUGGAGAGGCGGAGCGACUGGCCAUUAACAAGGAGAUGGCGAACAUAAGAACAAAGUUCGCAAGUCCGAACCUUAGUGCAUACGAUCGCAAGAAGUAUGUCGCGAAGAUCGCGUUCUGCUUCAUCAUGGGCUACAAACAGGAUCUUGGACACAUGGAGGCCAUUCAGCUCUUGACGGCUCAGAAAUACUCCGAAAAGCAGAUUGGGUACUUGGCUGUUACCUUGAUGCUCACCGAGAAUUCUGACCUCCUUCGACUGGUCGUUAAUUCCAUCAAAAAGGAUCUUGACGACCGAUGGGACGUGGUCAACUGCCUUGCGCUUCAGACCAUCGCAAAUAUUGGAGGCGAUGAGAUGGCUGAGGCGUUGGCACCUGAUGUGCACAAAUUGAUGAUCUCACCUACAUCAAACAACUUCGUUAAGAAGAAAGCUGCACUUGCUCUUCUUCGUAUGUAUCGGAAAUAUCCGCAGGUCAUACCUGCGCAGGAAUGGGCAUUGCGCAUCAUAUCGUUAAUGGACGACAGCGACCUUGGUGUUGUGGUUGCUGUCACCAGUCUCGUCCUUGCUCUGGCUCAGGAUUUCCCGGAAGCAUACGAGACAUCGUAUCAAAAGGCUGUAGAUCGAUUAUACAAGCUUGUAGUUGGGCAUCAAUAUGAUUCCCGGUUGUAUGACUACUAUAAAAUUCCAUCUCCUUGGCUGCAAGUCAAGUUGCUGAAGCUGCUGCAAUACUACCCGCCCCCAGAGGAUGCUGCACUUCGGCGAAUGAUGGAGCAAGUCCUCGCAACCCUUCUUGAAAUGCAGGAAAUUCCUCGAAGCGUCCAGCACAACAACGCGCUUCACGCGGUAUUGUUCGAAGCGAUCAAUACCAUCAUUCACAUCGAUGCACGCUCCUCGCUGGCUACGCAGUCCGCACAGCUUCUUGGUCGCUUCUUGUCCUCAAAGGAAACCAACGUCCGUUACCUGGCUCUCAACACGAUGGCACAUCUUGCAGCCCUAGCCGAGACCCUUGAUCCCAUCAAGAAACAUCAGACCACGAUCAUCAUGAGCUUGCGGGACAAGGAUAUCAGCGUGCGUAGACGAGCGCUCGAUUUACUAUACAGCAUGUGCGAUGUCGACAAUGCGGAAAUCAUUGUUGGGGAGCUUUUAAAUUAUCUGAAGAUUGCCGAUUAUGGCUUGAGGGAGGAGAUGGUGCUCAAGAUUGCCAUUUGCUGCGAGAAGUUUGCCACGGAGUAUAAGUGGUAUGUUGACACCAUACUGGAACUUAUCAGCGCGGCCGGCGAUUACGUUGGCGAUGAAGUUUGGUACCGUGUCAUCCAAAUUGUCACCAAUACCGAGGAUCUCCAAGCUUACGCCGCCCAUACUUGUUUCAACUACCUGAAGUCGCCGACGUGCCACGAGAGCCUUGUCAAGAUUGCGGGUUAUAUUCUGGGCGAAUACGGACAUUUGAUCGCCAACGAGGCCGGAUGUAGCCCAUACGAACAGUUCCAGACACUCCACGCCAAAUCCAACUUCUGCAACGCCAAUACCCGCGCCCUGAUUUUGACCACCUACAUCAAAUGGGUGAACGUCUUCCCCGAGAUCAAACCUCAGCUCAUGACUGUGUUCGAUCGGUACCGACAUGUUCUUGAUUCGGAACUGCAGCAACGCGCGUGCGAAUAUCUCGCCUUGGCAGAACGUCCAGAAGACGACGAGUUACUUCAAACCGUCUGGGAUGAGAUGCCGCCCUUCCCAGAGCGGGAAAGUGCUCUACUGAACCGCCUCGCUAGGAAGCACGGCGACACUGGCGAUAAGCGAACAUGGGUCGUGGGAGGAAAAGAAGGGAUGAAGGAUGCUCAGAUGAUGCGGAUGAAGAGCCUGAAGAGAGUGACCACCAGUAGUACAACAACCGCCUCGCCCUCAAGAAAUCGGCCGCACGGAGCAGCCACCAGCGUGCCGAAUGGAGCAACAGACAUUAUGGCAGCGUUGGCAGAGCUGGACAUGUCAGGAGGCCCAUCAGCAAAUGGCGAAGAAGCCAUACUGCGCAGCCCUGACUUGGACGCGAGGUACCAGAAGCUACUGUUCUCAGACAGCGGCUUGCUAUACGAUGAUGUCCAAAUGGGUAUAUCUCUCAAGUCGGAUUAUCGAAUGUCGCAUGGGCGAAUGCGCAUAUUCUUCCACAACAAGCUGCCGACAGCACUUGACUCUCUGACGGCAAUAAUCAAAUCGCCACAGCAUGACCAUCUCACUUUUGAUAUACGGCAAUUUCCGGUGACCACAGUCCAGUCCAAUGAGCAUACCAUGCUCGAAGUAGAAUUCGAAUGCAAGGAGUUGUUUACACAGCCACCCACCCUCCACGUUUCAUUCCUCACUGGAUCUCUGACAUCUCUUGUGCUGCGCCUCCCCGUCGUCAUUCACAAGUUUUUCGAACCGAUCCAGCUGGAACCGCAAGAUUUUUACAUGAGGUGGCAGAAAAUUGGCGGUCCUCCCCGCGAAGCACAGGUAUUCUUCCCAAUUGCUCUUAAGCGUGGCGAUGUGGAUACACUUGGACAGCAAGCUACGAUCACUGGCGCUAGAAUCCGGUGUCUCGAGGGCGUAGAUCCGAACCUCGUCAACAUGGUUGGUGCCGCUGUUGUUUACACCAGUGCUACUGGGAAGGCGGGGUUCUUGAUCCGAGUUGAACCCAGCAGAGAGGAAAAGAAGUGUCGUCUGACUGUCCGAUGCACGUCAGACAAUUUUGCAUUGGCGUUGACGGACUACAUUCGAGACUUACUGGCUGCUAAAUGAUGAGACUUGGAGCUCAAGCGGAUUGCACUAAUAGUCGGGUUUUGUAUAUCGGAUAUCUCUACUGUUCUGAAUACUCUACACAAGUUGAUACCCAUGAAUUAGC
Molecule: messenger RNA, 2974 nt
Organism: Dacryopinax primogenitus
Lineage: Eukaryota; Fungi; Basidiomycota; Dacrymycetes; Dacrymycetales; Dacrymycetaceae
Product: AP-2 adaptor complex subunit alpha
Exons: 10
Coding region: 55-2871 (938 amino acids)
Biological process (GO): intracellular protein transport; clathrin-dependent endocytosis
Cellular component (GO): membrane coat; AP-2 adaptor complex
Molecular function (GO): clathrin-cargo adaptor activity
Source: RefSeq, a predicted model, not a curated record